Messenger RNA from Caenorhabditis sp. 36 PRJEB53466, 3034 nucleotides. The record is from the annotation of a GenBank genome assembly. Lineage: Eukaryota; Metazoa; Nematoda; Chromadorea; Rhabditida; Rhabditidae.
AUGUCAAGAAAGACUCACUCACAGGAUUUUACACAAGAUCCUCUUGAUGUUGAUAAUGUUGAUACUGCCAAUGUGAGUCAUUAUAGCUUCUACUAUAUAGCUCUAUAGCUUCUACUGAAAAAUUUAGUAUUCAUCUAAACUCGAUUAUGGAACAAGUGGUAAGAGCAACACCAAAAAAGAAAAAAAGGCUGUUUCAAUCAAGCCAGCGGAAAGAAAGUUUACUGUUCAAGUAAUGAAAUUCGUUACAUGAAAUAGGAAACGAACAUAUUUCAGUUGUUAAAAUCACGCAACCAUUCAGUUUCACAUAAUGCUGACACUGAGCUCACACCUCUUCUUCAUCCAUCAAUGUGAGAUCUUGUAAAUAACAAUACGAAUAAUCGUUCUUGUUCAGAUCACUGCCGACUGUUGUGGGCUAUGACGGUUAUCAUGAAGAUUAUCACCCUGGCCGAAGUACAAUCACCACUCGAUCCGAAGUAUCUUGCUGAGAGAAAAAGUAUUAAACUAAACAAUUAUAGAUAGGACGACAUGAACUAUCAAGGAAAAAACGACGUUCGCCACACUAUAGUACGCUUCGAUUUUCGAGAUGUAAACAGCGGUAAUUUUAGUUUCUUAUUGAUUUUAAGCUUUUGAUUGGUUGGCAUUAUUAACCAGACUAUCACCUAAAAUUAUUGUCUUUUGGUUUAAAAAGAAAACGUCUCCAUUGAUCAAAACUGUAGUGGCGAGAAAACGGAUCCAAUAGAACACUAACAUGGUUAUGAAUACUUUUAGCUGUAUUGUUUAUUUAAAAAUAUCUGUAAAUACAUUAUACUACUGCUUAUAUACUACAACAUAUUUACAAAAAUGUGUCCCGUGUUGACAAUACUUCUUAUAUGCGCAGUCUCAUUUUUGUGUUAAACAUAACUGGUUGUCCGAGUGCGCAAAUAUUGUUUCGUUUUAUUUCUGCAAUUUGAAUAUCAAAGAUAAAAAAGGUUGCAUAAAAAAACCUGCUUAAAAACUUUUGAACAUUUAUGAACAAAACAGAAAAUAUUUUAAAGAUGAUCUUAAUUAGAUAAUUUUUCUGCAAAUUAAAAAUUGUUCUUUACAGACCGUUCAUAAUAUCGCCGUUCAUGCCGAUUUCGACGCAAAUCUCAGUAGAUAGUCCUCGUUCCACGGUUGCAUACACAAAGGGAGGAUGUGAAACCACAUGUGAAGCUCUUCUAGAGCAGGAGACAGAAAUAUGUGCAAGUGAGUCGGAAGAAGAAAGGUAUUUUCAGCCAUUUUCUCUGAAGACAUUGUUAUUGUAGUAAUCUUUCUGAAGAAGAAGAGCAGGAAUUGCCGUUUUUAAAAGUAAUUAACCGGAUUAGUGGUUCAUACCAAUUAGUUACUUACAGAAUGCCUUGAAAACUGUAUCCGCACUUUCAUCUCGUCAAUUGCUGACUAUUUCAAUGCUCAGUCUUGCGAAUUUAUGCUCUACGAUCGCAUUUUCAUGUAUUGCUCCUUUCUAUCCUACGGAGGCAAAACAGAAAGCUCUGUCUGAAACUCAAACAGGAAUAGUUUUUGGAAUAUUCGAAUUCACAAUGUUCAUUAUAUCUCCGCUUUUUGGAAAAUAUGUGAGAAUCCUUAUUUAAGUGAAACAAAUAAAUCUCACAAAUUUUCAGAUCAUUUUUGUAGGCGCCAGACGAAUGUUUAUUGUCGGUAUUGCUGUAACUGGAAUCACAGCGAUACUUUUUGGGUAUGUGUUGUAAUAGAACAAGAAUGGUUUACAAUAUUCCAGAUUUUUAAAUUAUUUACCAUCCGGAGAAAUUUUUUUUUGGUUCAGUGUACUUGUCAGGAUAUUAGAAGCAGUGGGAGAUGCUGCAUUCGUUACAUCAAGUUUUGCAAUCGCAGCGAAAAGUUUUCCAAGAAAUGUUGCGUUUGUUGUGGUAAUAUAUAACAAAAUAAUUCGGAGAUUCUUAUUUAAUUUUCAGGGAAUUCUUGAAACAUUUGCGGGUUUGGGUUAUACUGCGGGUCCAGUUAUUGGGGGAUUUUUCUAUGAUAUUGGCGGAUUCCAACUUCCAUUCCUAGUGCUUGGCAUUGUACUGCUCCUGGCCAGCAUUCUCGCAUUUUUCUUGAUUGAAAGUAGAAAAGGUUAGCUAAAAACCUAUGAGGAGAAAACGACAAUAUUAAACGUUCAGAUGAUGAAAGUAACCCGGAAAAUAGAGGUAUGCUUGAAAUACUCAAGCUUUCACAAAUAUGGCUACCUAUUUUUUCUGUUGUUUCAUGUGCAAUUUCGUUAUCCUUCCUUGAUCCAACUCUUUCAAGUCAUCUAGAAUCGGUACUACUUUCUCAGUGCAAUAAUGUUUCUUUUCUCUUUUUAAAGUUUAAUCUCACACCUACCGAGAUAGGUUUGAUGUUUUUGUUGUGUGGUGGAUUCUAUACUUUAAUGUCGCUUGUGUUUGGAGCGGUCAUGGAUGCACUUCACGUCGGAAAUACAUUGUUAUUACUAGGUUCUGUCGCAACUUUACUUUCCAUGAUCUUCAUUGGACCAUCACCAUUACUUGACAAAUACGUUUCAAAGUAUAUUUGGAAGGGUUAAAAAUUCGAAAAUCUUAUUUUGCAGAGAUCUAAUCACUAUUGGACUCUCGCUUGCUGUUUUGGGAUUGGCUGCGAGUGCAUUGUACAUUCCAUGUUUCCAGAUGUGUCUUGAUGAAGUCAAGUAUGAAUAAAACAAGGAGAAAAAAACAAUAAACUUGUUCAGAUUAAAAGGUUUUGAGGACAACUUUCAUACGUAUGGAUGUGUUUCUGGAAUAUUUCAAGCUGCAUUUGGAUUUGGGUAAGAGAAUGAAACUGAAUGAUACUUCCAUUGUUUUUUUUAGAUCGUUUAUCGGGCCUACGUUUGGAAGCGUGAUUGUGGAAAAAAUAGGUUUUCAGUGGACAACAACGUUGAUCGCGUUUCUACAUGUCAUAUUAGUAAGUUUUUCUGUUUAUUUUCAGAUAUUUUCCAAACGAAGAAAUAUUUUUUCAGAGCACUGUUGUUGUCAUAAAAAUAAUCGCAAAUAAAUGCAAAAACUCAUAG